AUGAUUAAAUAUCCCAUCAAUUCUCCAAACAACGCAAAUGGAGGAGGACCACCGCACAGGAAUUACGAACACCACCAGCCGUCGCAGGCAGAGAUUUAUAUUGAGUCGACACCAGUUUACUCGUUACCCCAGACCAGAGCCCAAUUAGACGAGUUAAUAUUCCGAUAUCAGGCGCUCCUUUUGGAGGAUAAACGGAAGGAGGAAGAGAGGCUAGCUGAAGAGGCAGCAGCGCAGGCGGCUAGAGAGAGGGCUGCGAAGGAAGCUGAAGCAGAAUCAAGAACUGGAAGCGCAGAGAGUAGUAAAUUGUUAGGAGAUUCAACGGGGAAUGGAAAUGGCAAUGGGGCUGGGGCUGUACCUGCCACUUAUGGUGGUGACGUCGAUGUGGUGGUGAAACAGCAUGUUAAAGACCCCGAAUUGACUGCUAUUGAAAAGGUCUUGGCCCAGGUGUCUGAAAUCCAACAGAAAUACUUGGACGAAGAAAUGCAGUUGUUGGAGAAGCUAGAACUGGGUUACAGCAAGACCCCAGUCGAAGUUGACUAUGCAUUGUUGGAUAAGCAGAUUGCAAGUUUGCAGUUGUUGUCGAAAGAUUUGGAUUUGCCAGAGGCUAUCCAAGAAGAUUUGAGUAGGGAAGGAGAAGAAUCGGAAGAAAGAGACGAAGAAGAGGGCGAAGAAGAGGGCGACUUUGAUAAGAGUUUAGCUGUAGAUAUCAGCACGCUAGAUGGCUCUUUCUCAAAGAAAGCUGACAUAUUGGGAAUUGACCACUCGUACUCCAAGACCAAACAAGAAUCCAUCUAUGCUACCUUGGGCAACUACUACAUUGAACAGUCUAUCACGCAGAAGAUUGCCAAUAGAGUUUCUGAAUUGGAAAACUUACCAGCUAAUUUGGGCAGCUUCCAAUUUGGAACUUCUGCGAAAACCUCAGAAUUCGAUGACUUGAAGACUAGAGCGCUCAUCGAAUUGAAAUCUUUGAGGGUACUUGCCAAACAGAAGCAGUUGAGGAAAAAUCUCAUCUUCGGCUCGGCAGCAAAAGCCCAUUAUGAUGUAGACUAUUUGAAGAACUUCCUGAUAACACUUUCAGCACAAAGAUCUAUGUAUGUCAGACCUAAGAUAAUUCAGCCUGAUUCUCACAGACUAGCAGCAAAAUUGGAAGAGAGAAAGGAAUUGGAAGCCAAGAGACAAGAACACGAAUUACAUGUUGCUAAAGUACAGCAGAUCUUGUUAUCACUGGAGGACAUUAUUAACAAGAAAUUUCAAAGAGCUAACAAGAGGGCCACUAUCAGUAGACAAAUUAAUAACUUCCAUACCAACACCGAAAAGGAUGAAGGUAAGAAAUUGGAAAAGACAGCCAAACAACGUUUACAAGCUUUAAAGGCCAACGAUGAGGAGGCAUAUAUGAAAUUAUUAGAUAGAACUAAAGAUCAUAGAAUUACUCAUUUGUUGAGUCAGACUAAUUCCUUCUUGGAUAGUUUAGCCCAAGCGGUUAAAGUGCAACAAGUAGAACAGGGUGCUGAAAUACCACUUGAGAAAAAGAAGACUGAAGAGGGUGCUGAAGGUGCUGAUGUUGAAGAAGAAGUUGCGGAGGAUACUGUAGAUGAAUUGAGAGAAAAGAUCGAUUACUAUCAAGUUGCUCAUAGAAUCCAAGAAGAAAUCAAGGUCCAGCCCUCUAUUCUUGUGGGUGGUCAAUUGAAGGAAUAUCAAAUAAAGGGUCUUCAAUGGAUGGUUUCCCUUUACAAUAAUAAAUUAAAUGGUAUUUUGGCAGAUGAAAUGGGUCUUGGUAAAACAAUUCAAUCUAUUUCAUUGGUUACCUAUUUGAUCGAGAACAAACAUGAAAGUAAAUUCUUGGUCAUUGUUCCACUUUCCACUAUCACCAAUUGGACAUUGGAAUUCGAAAAAUGGGCACCUUCUGUGAAUGUUAUAGUGUACAAGGGUUCGCAACAGCAAAGAAGACUGAUGCAAAACGAUAUAAGACUUGGGAACUUUCAAGUCUUAUUGACAACUUAUGAAUAUAUCAUUAGAGAAAGACCUAUUUUAGCCAAAUUCAAUUAUAGUCAUAUGAUUAUUGAUGAAGGUCAUAGAAUGAAGAAUGCGCUGAGUAAGCUUUCCAUCACUUUGAAGCAAUAUUACAAAACAAAGAAUAGAUUAAUUUUAACCGGUACACCAUUGCAGAAUAAUUUACCAGAAUUGUGGGCAUUAUUGAAUUUCGUUUUGCCAAAAGUUUUCAAUAGUGUGAAAUCUUUCGAUGAAUGGUUCAAUACGCCGUUUGCCAAUACUGGAUCGCAAGAGAAGAUUGAAUUGACAGAAGAAGAGAGUUUGUUGGUUAUUAGAAGAUUGCAUAAAGUCUUGAGACCAUUUUUACUUAGAAGAUUGAAGAAGGAUGUUGAGAAAGAUUUACCGGAUAAAGUUGAAAAGGUCGUCAAAUGUAAAUUAUCCGGAUUGCAAUAUGUGUUAUAUCAACAGAUGUUGAAACACAAUGCUUUAUUUGUGGGUGAAGGACACUCCACAGGAGGUGGGGCACUGAAGUCAGGUAUUAAGGGCCUUAACAAUAAGAUUAUGCAAUUGAGAAAAAUUUGUAACCAUCCUUUCGUAUUCGAGGAAGUGGAAACAGUCUUGGAUUCAAGCAGACUUACUAAUGAUUUAAUUUGGAGAACAAGUGGUAAAUUUGAAUUGUUGGAUAGAGUUUUACCUAAAUUUAAAGUCUCUGGUCAUAGAGUGUUGAUGUUUUUCCAAAUGACUCAAGUUAUGGAUAUCAUGGAAGAUUUCCUUAGAUGGAGAGAUAUGAAGUAUUUAAGAUUGGAUGGUAGUACUAAGGCCGAUGAAAGACAAGAUAUGUUGAAAGUGUUCAAUGCUCCAAAUAGUGACUAUUUCUGUUUCUUGUUAAGUACCAGAGCUGGUGGUUUAGGUUUGAAUUUACAAACUGCAGAUACUGUCAUUAUCUUUGAUACUGAUUGGAAUCCACAUCAAGAUUUACAAGCUCAAGAUAGAGCUCAUAGAAUUGGACAAAAGAAUGAAGUUAGAAUUUUAAGAUUAAUUUCAAAUGACUCAGUGGAAGAAGUGAUUUUGGAGAGAGCUCAUCAAAAAUUAGAUAUUGAUGGUAAGGUUAUUCAAGCAGGUAAAUUCGAUAAUAAAUCUACAGCUGAAGAGCAGGAACAAUUCUUGAAGAAAUUGUUGGAAGCGGAUUCUACUAAGGACCAAAGUGAAGAAAAUGAUUCUUUAGAUGAUGACGAAUUGAAUGAAAUUUUAGCAAGACUGGAGGAUGAAAAGAUAUUAUUCGGAGAGAUGGAUGCGGAAAGAUUAGCAAAGGAGAAGGUUCAAGGCGGAUGGAAAAAUAGAUUGAUAACCAAGGAGGAAUUACCCCCCGUUUUCAAAGAAGACAUUAGCCAUCACUUCCACAAAGAGGUUAAAGAAUUGGCAAAGAUGAGAGAAAAGAAGAAGGUUAAAUAUGACGAUGGUUUAACUGAAGAGCAAUGGUUGAUGGCAAUGGAUGAUGAUGAGGAUACCGUCGAAGAUGCAAUUAAAAGAAAGGAGGCUAGAAUGGCUAAGAGAAAGAGAAGAGCUGCUACUCCUAAUACUCCAUCGAGCGAGGGUGAUGAAGACGAUGUCGAUGAUGACGAAGACGACGAAGAAGAAGAGCAACAUGGACGUAAGAGACGUUCUCGGACCCCAAAAUUCAGCGAUGUAGACGAUGAAUUUAUCGAAAGAGGAAACAAAUUACUUGACGAAAUAUGCGACUUGAAAGGAGAAGAUGGCCAUGACGUUUCUGAAAUCUUCCUUGACUUACCUUCCAGGAAAGUUUAUCCGGAUUAUUAUCAGAUCAUUAAAAAAGCUGUAUCUAUUAAUCAAUUGAGAAAGAAGUUGAAACAAGAUAAAAUUGAAAGUUAUGAGCAGUUAUUGGAUGAAUUGAAAAUCAUGGUAGCAAACGCCAAAACUUACAAUGAGAGUGGCUCGUGGGUAUAUAAUGAUGCUGAAAUAGUGGAGAACUUUCUUAAUGACAAAUGA
Molecule: messenger RNA, 3996 nt
Organism: Dujonia railenensis
Lineage: Eukaryota; Fungi; Ascomycota; Pichiomycetes; Serinales; Debaryomycetaceae
Source: the annotation of a GenBank genome assembly